This is a messenger RNA of Carassius gibelio (silver crucian carp), 1589 nucleotides long. Its product is annotated as lysosomal membrane ascorbate-dependent ferrireductase CYB561A3. Gene Ontology annotation, cellular component: lysosomal membrane. Gene Ontology annotation, molecular function: oxidoreductase activity. The transcript is spliced from 6 exons. Lineage: Eukaryota; Metazoa; Chordata; Actinopteri; Cypriniformes; Cyprinidae. Bases 533 to 1276 code for a protein of 247 amino acids. The record is from RefSeq and is a predicted model, not a curated record.
CAGAAAGAGUCACAGAAAGAAAAAAAAUUAAAGAUGCAAACGACAAUAAUAGUGUAAAACCCCACAACUUUAAAAAUACACAAACACUCCCUACGCAUAUGCAUUAAACCAUCUUAUUUUUAGAAGAUAAUUGUGGUUACAGUGUUUCCCUGCGUCGUGAAAGUAAUUUGAACAGUUCUCUAUUUAUAAAGUUCUCUAUUUGUACGGUAUUUGUAAAGUUGAUGGCACACAUAAUCGUUAUCAUUGCUGGUCCCUUUUUGCUGUUCCUCAUUUCUGCUAUUGUUUGGGUGCCAUCUGGUCUGCUGGCAGGUGAAAUCGAAAAUCAUUAUGGGGAAUCGUGGAAAGAGGAACUGAGAUCAACAAAAAUCGCUGUCACGAGGCUGUUUGACUUUUUUUUUUUUAAGAUAUCAGUUAAAGGUACCUACUGAACAUUCAGAUGUGCUGCUCUUCUAAAAACGGUUGUUCUGUUUAAAAUUAUACUUGAAAAUCUCUAGACUAUUUGAAUUUGAGACAUUCUAUAAGCACUCACAGAAUGAGAGGAAUCGUUACAUUUUACCUGACCUAUCUGCUGUGCCUGAUGUUGGGGAUCACCUGUGUGGCAUUAGUAGCUUACUGGAAUUACAGCUAUAGAGGUGGAUUUGCAUGGGACGGCUCAAUCAAGCAGUUUAACUGGCACCCAGUCUUCAUGGUCAUUGGCAUGGUGGUGCUUUAUGGGAAUGCUGCUAUAGUGUACCGUAUUCCUCUGACGUGGGGUCACAAUAAGCUCCCAUGGAAGCUGUUACAUGCUGGGCUUCUGCUCCUUUCUUUUGUUCUGUCUGUUAUCGGGCUUUGUGCAGUGUUCGAAUACCACAAUGCAAACCACACAGCCAAUCUCUAUUCCCUCCACAGCUGGGUGGGGAUUUGUACCACUGCACUUUUUGCUGCACAGUGGGUCAUGGGUUUUACCGCGUUUCUCUUACCUUGUACUCCAAUGACGGCUCGUGCUCUUGUAAAGCCGGCUCAUGUUUGGAUGGGAGGAAUCAUCUUGGUACUAGGCAUUGUGUCCUGCAUCUCGGGGAUCAACGAAAAACUAUUUUUUGCACUAAAAGGAAUCACCAAUGGGACGCUGCCUUACUCUGCAUUACCACCAGAGGCAAUAACUGCAAAUGCAUUGGGAGUCAUCAUUGUUGCAUUUGGAUUGGUUGUUUUGAAAAUCUUAUCCAAUCAGACAUGGCAGCGUCCUGAACCAGGCUAUGAAGAGGGAGUUUAUCAGCCACUGGGGUAUGAUGGAAGCUGAUGUGCUAAAGCUGAAAUGGCUGAAAGCUAAAUAUUAUGUCUAUUCUGACUGAUCUGCACUCUUCAAUGGAAUCAAAGUCCCCCGAUGUAACAACAGUUCGUCUUUCCUGCUCCUAAUUACGUUAUACAGAGCGAUGCAAAUUUUCUCUUUAUUAUAUGUUUUAUGUUUGAUUUGAUUGCGCUGCUGUUGUUGUUGUAAAGCAUAAGACAAAUUAUCGAGUGUAAAAAUCACUGCUUGACUGUCGGUGGUUUGUGCUUAUUUAUUAUUUGAGAAGACUUCUAUAAUAAAUGAUUAAAAUAAUUUCAUUAAACAA